Rotaria sp. Silwood1 is the source of this 2487-nucleotide messenger RNA. The record is from the annotation of a GenBank genome assembly. Lineage: Eukaryota; Metazoa; Rotifera; Eurotatoria; Philodinida; Philodinidae.
AUGGAUGAAUUUCAUAAAUCAUAUUCAAUAAAAAAUCAAGAUCCAAGAAUUAUAUUUAAUGAAAAUUCUUUAACAACAACUUAUGAAUAUCAUAAUGGACAUUCAGCAGAAGAAUUUGUUAAAUAUUUUUCAAUUGAUGAUGAUGAUAUUGUUCGAUUAGAUCAAACACAAAUAAUACAAUAUGAAGUAAAAUGUAUUCUAAAUCAUCUUAUAGAUAAUAUUAUUAUUCAAGAAAAUAAUCAAUGUCAGAUUAAAAAUAUACAACAUAAACGUUCAUUAGAAUUAAAUAAUGAUGAAUAUAUAAUUAGAAAAAAAGUCAGAUUUAAUCUACCUAAUGAUGAACAACAGUCAUUAACAUGUUUAUUUGUUUCGGAAACUCUUCCGUUAACAAAUCAAUUAAAACCAUAUACAAAAUUUUUAUAUCAUCUUGGUUUAGAUCUUUGUUUAAAUGAAAAUCUUAAUGAAAAUAAUUAUCUUUCUGAAACUCAAAAAAAUUUAUUAAUUAAGCAAAAUGAAGUUUUUUAUCAUAAUCAAAUGUAUUCAUGUAAAUAUUGUUCAUUUAAAACUAAUACAAUACAUGUUAUGGAUCGUCAUUAUCGAACACCACAUACUAUAUCGAAUUCAAUAAAUCAUCAUAAAAGAUAUCGUUGUACAUAUUGUUCAUUUCAAACAUUUCGUUUACCUGAACUUCGUCGUCAUGUAGAACGAAAACAUGGUCAUAUAUUAAUAACUGAACCAUCUUUACGACGUUAUCGAUGUUGUUAUUGUUCAUAUGGAACUGAUGAUAAAAAUAAGUUUCUUAAGCAUAAUAAUUGUUGUCAAAUUGAACAAGAACGUACACGUAUUGCUAAUAAUUUACUUCAACCAUUUGAUCAAUUCAAUAAUAAUAUAAAUCAACUGAUAGCUACGACGAAAACAAAAUCUAUUGAAAAUAAUAAAAAGAAACAGACAACAAAAAACUCUUCAUCCAUAUUUCCUUCAAAUACAACAAAUAUGGCCAAUAAUAAUCAAAUAAAUGAGCCAAUACUUAUUGAAUCUGAUCAUGAUACAUCGUCGUUAUCAGGAUCAUCAUCAUCGGAUGAAGAUUUUAUUGUAUCAUCAGAUGAAGAAAGUUCAUCUGAUGAACUUGAUGAUGAUAAAAAUGAUCGAGAUUUUGAAAUUCCAUCAUCAUCUCGUUCGAAAAAAACACAAAAAACAACUUAUAAAUCAACAACAUCAUUAAUAUCACAAUCAUAUCCAAUAAAUCCAAACCCAACAACAACAACUGUAACUAAUCUUUCAUCUUUAUCAAAAUUAUUAUUAUUAAAUGGAACAUCUAUAACAACAUUUACAACAUCAUCAAUCAAUUCUAUUAAACCUCCAUUAAUACCAAUACAACCCAAACCUACAAAUGGAAAUGAUAUUUAUCAAAUGUGUAAUAUUUGUCAAUGUUAUGUUUAUAAAAAAGAUUAUAUUAAACAUAUGAAAGAAAAACAUAACAGUCAAACAAGUCCAACUCAACAAACAAUUUCAACACCAUUAACUAUAUUAAAUAAUACACCAAAUAAUGUCAAUACAUCAGUAACAUGUUUAACACCAGCUUUAAUUGUUACUAAAACAAUACCACAACCACCAUCAGCUAUUUUUCUUUUAUCAACAUCAACUAUGGAUCCACAAUCAAUUAAAUUAGAUAUGAUUAAAUGUCCAUGGUGUGAUACUAAUUUUGAACAUAUUGAUGUUAUGACUGGACAUUUAAUGAGAUGUCAUCGUAUGACAUUAGCUGCUGCUAAAGUUGUAGUUGCUGAACAGAUGAAAAUUCAAGGUACAUCAUCUAGUCAAUUAUCAUUAAUGUUUAAACAAGAAAUAGAACAAAUACAAAAAGAAUUUGCUGAUAAAAUCUAUUGGAAAAUUUCUCAACCAAAAGUAUAUUUACAUAGAAUAGAUAAUUUAUCAUGUUUUGUUUGUAAAAAAAAUAUUGAUGAUAUUGAAAAUCAUUUAAUGUCAUCACAUCAAAUACAAUUAAUAACAAUGAAUAAAAUCAAACAAUGUUGUUUAUGUGGUGUUCAUUGUAAUAAAAAAAAUACAAGUUUAUUUGAACACCAAUUACGUACACAUUCAGGUGUUUGUUAUUCAUCUACACUUAAACAAUUUAUUCGUUUCGAACCACCACCUCCACCAUUAUCAAGAACCAUUAUAGCAAAAGAUAAUAAUCGAUUAAUAUUACCAUCAUCAUCAUCAUCAUCAUCAUCGAAUAAACGAACAUUAACAACUGAUACAGAAAAAAAAUUUGGUUGCCGAAAAUGUGAUACAAGUAGUCGUUUAUUUACAUUUGAAGAACUAGUUGAACAUUUACGUUUAAGUCACAAACUUAUUGUCAAAUUACAUCGUCGUUGUCUAAUAUGUCAACAAACAUAUCCUAAAGGAAAAGAAUAUAAUCAACAUUGUUUAGAACAUUUAAAUGAUGAAAAUCCCUCAAUAGAUAUUAAACGAUAUUAUAUGAAAUUAUAA